AUGAAGCUAAAGCAGCGAGUCGUGCUGUUAGCAAUUCUUCUUGUCAUCUUUAUCUUCACCAAAGUUUUCCUGAUUGACAACUUAGACACAUCAGCAGCAAACCGAGAGGACCAGAGGGCUUUUCACAGAAUGAUGGCUGGCUUGCGGGUAGAGCUGGUGCCCAAGCUGGACCACACCUUGCAGUCUCCCUGGGAGAUUGCAGCCCAGUGGGUGGUUCCACGGGAAGUGUACCCAGAAGAGACACCAGAGCUGGGGGCGAUCAUGCAUGCCAUGGCCACCAAGAAGAUCAUUAAAGCUGAUGUGGGUUAUAAAGGGACACAACUGAAAGCCUUACUGAUACUUGAAGGAGGACAGAAAGUCGUCUUCAAACCUAAGCGGUAUAACCGAGACUAUGUGGUAGAAGGGGAGCCGUAUGCUGGCUAUGAUAGACACAAUGCAGAGGUAGCAGCCUUUCAUUUGGACAGGAUCCUGGGUUUCCGCCGAGCGCCCUUAGUGGUUGGCAGAUUUGUUAAUCUGCGGACAGAGAUCAAGCCUGUUGCCACGGAGCAGCUGUUGAGCACCUUCCUAACCGUAGGAAAUAAUACUUGUUUCUACGGGAAGUGUUACUACUGCCGAGAAACGGAGCCAGCUUGUGCCGACGGAGACACAAUGGAGGGGUCUGUCACGCUGUGGCUUCCGGAUGUGUGGCCUCUGCAGAAACACCGACACCCGUGGGGCAGGACUUACCGAGAGGGCAAGCUGGCCAGGUGGGAGUACGACGAGAGCUACUGCGACGCCGUGAAGAAAACGUCCCCUUACGACUCCGGCCCGCGCCUCCUGGACAUCAUCGACACCGCAGUCUUCGAUUACCUGAUCGGCAACGCUGACCGGCAUCACUAUGAGAGCUUUCAAGACGACGAAGGCGCUAGCAUGCUCAUCCUUCUCGAUAAUGCCAAAAGCUUUGGGAACCCAUCACUGGAUGAGAGAAGCAUUCUUGCCCCCCUCUAUCAGUGUUGCAUCAUUCGGGUUUCUACCUGGAACAGACUGAACUACCUAAAGAAUGGUGUGCUGAAGUCUGCCUUAAAAUCCGCCAUGGCCCAUGACCCCAUCUCCCCCGUGCUGUCUGAGCCUCACCUGGAUGCCGUGGACCAGCGGCUCCUGAGCGUCCUGGCCACCGUGAAGCAGUGCACUGACCAGUUUGGGGCGGACGCUGUGCUGGUGGAAGACAGGAUGCCUCUUUCCCACUUGUAA
Molecule: messenger RNA, 1230 nt
Organism: Puma concolor (puma)
Lineage: Eukaryota; Metazoa; Chordata; Mammalia; Carnivora; Felidae
Source: RefSeq, a predicted model, not a curated record